Molecule: messenger RNA, 1665 nt
Organism: Cucurbitaria berberidis CBS 394.84
Lineage: Eukaryota; Fungi; Ascomycota; Dothideomycetes; Pleosporales; Cucurbitariaceae
Product: 4-coumarate-CoA ligase-like protein
Exons: 5
Coding region: 1-1665 (554 amino acids)
Biological process (GO): secondary metabolic process
Molecular function (GO): CoA-ligase activity
Source: RefSeq, a predicted model, not a curated record
AUGCCUUCUGAAUCCAAGUACCCCAAUCUGCCUAUCCCUAACGUGGACCUCUGGGCGUUCUUGUUUGAGAGGAAAGAUAAGCCUUAUGCGGAGGACAAAGUAAUCUACUAUGAUCCAUACACCAAGCGAUCUUACACCUACGCUCAAGUCAAAGCCACUGCCGAGAACUUUGGCAAGGGUCUCAAGGCUCUCUGGGACUGGCAGAAGGGCGACGUGCUUGCACUCUAUACUCCAAACUGCAUUGACACUCCAGCGGUAACAUGGGGCUGCCACUGGGCUGGCGGCAUCCUCAGCCCGGCCAACCCAAGCUACACAGUCGAGGAGCUCGCCUUUCAACUCAAGGACUCAGGAGCCAGGGCUGUGGUCACACAACUACCAUUUAUCAAAAAUGCCCAAGAGGCGGCAAAACAGGUUGGAAUACCUCUUGACAAGGUCAUUGUGAUGGGUGAUCAAAAAGAUCCCGAGUACAAAGUAAAACACUUCACUAGCAUCAUCAACACUGCGGGCUCUGCGAAGUAUCGGAGGACUAAGGCAAAUCCAGACGACGAUCUAGCAUUCUUAGUGUACUCCUCGGGAACAACGGGCAAACCCAAAGGUGUAAUGCUCACCCAUCGAAACAUUGUUGCAAACAUAUUGAUGUUGAAAGCCGGAGAGGCUGGCCGUUUGAAACCAACGGGGGGUCCGAACGGCGAGGGCGAUAAACUGCUAGCGUUUCUACCCUUCUUCCACAUCUACGGCCUCACCUGUUUGAUUCACCAGAGCAUCUACACAGGUCUACAGCUGGUUGUCAUGCCGAAGUUUGACCUCGAAGACUUCUGCCGAUUCAUCCAAGAGCUCAAGAUCACGUUUGCCUACGUCGUCCCGCCCAUCGUGCUUCUCCUGAGCAAGCAUCCCCUAGUCUCCAAGUAUGACCUCAGCUCAAUACGUAUGAUGAAUAGCGGAGCUGCACCAUUAACCCGAGAGCUCGUAGAUGCAGUUCACAAAAGACUUCAGAUACCUGUCAAACAAGGCUACGGGCUCUCAGAAACCAGUCCAACCACGCACACCCAGCCAUGGCAGGAUUGGAAUAAGACGGUUGGAUCUGUAGGUACGCUUCUCCCGUAUCAGACAGCGAAAUAUAUGUCACCGGAGGACAAGGAGAUGCCAGUUGGUGAGGUGGGGGAGCUGUGGAUCAAAGGUCCAAACGUCUUCAAGGGCUAUCUGAACAACCCGGAGGGCACCGCGCAUGCGCUGACAGCGGACGGCUACUUCAAGACUGGUGACGUGGGUUAUCAGGAUAAAAACGGCAACUUCUAUAUCACAGACCGCGUCAAGGAGCUCAUCAAGUACAAGGGUUUUCAAGUGCCGCCCGCAGAGCUUGAAGGUAUUCUGGUCUCACACCCGAAAGUUCUCGACGUUGCUGUGAUAGGCGUGUACGAUAAGAAUCAUGCAAGUGAACUUCCGAGAGCCUACGUCGUGCCUACGGAUGGUCUGGGCAAGAGUGAGACAGAUGCGAAGGAGAUUGUUGACUGGCUGAGUGGUAAAGUGGCAAAUCACAAAAAGUUGCGCGGGGGAGUGAGAUUCGUGGAUGAGAUACCGAAGAGUGUUUCAGGUAAGAUUUUAAGAAGGUUGUUGAAGAUAAAGGCACAGGAAGAGGAGACGAGCGUCGCAAAGGCGAAACUUUAG